This is a messenger RNA of Ipomoea triloba (trilobed morning glory), 1908 nucleotides long. RefSeq names its product IRK-interacting protein. Bases 273 to 1718 code for a protein of 481 amino acids. NCBI's taxonomy places the organism in Eukaryota, Viridiplantae, Streptophyta, Magnoliopsida, Solanales, Convolvulaceae. The transcript has 2 exons. The record is from RefSeq and is a predicted model, not a curated record.
UGCGCUUUAAAGCCGAGAAGAGAGGGGCUAGAUGAAGCUGGAAAAAAAAUUGCUUCAGAAACCUGCAAAAAUCCAGCUCUGUGAAUUCCUCCAAAGCCAUGAUUACAAGCCGACGAAAAGCACCAACCUUAAAGACAACGAUAGACAACGAUGAGAGAGAGACAGAGAGACAUUAAUACCACAUUGAACAUUCAGAGAUAAAAUUGAGUUUAAUUUCAAGAAUUCAAGAUUGUGGAUAAUAAAAAGCUCCCCUGUUCUUCAAAGCAGUUUCAAUGGCUACUUCGUCUUCCUCCAAGCUCCCCCUUUCCCCUCUCUUCACCCCUAUUGAAGAAGGUAAUGAAGAAGAUGAGUAUUCGCAGGGGAGGAGCAGUAGUAGGGCGGAGAGUACUCCGAGCGAGUAUAAGCACCGUCCGACGCCGCUUCAUCGGUGUUCGGAGAAGAGAGGGUCGAAGAAACGGUCGGAGAGUGUGGGCGGCGAUGAGGAUAGCCGCGGCGGCGUGGUGUGCAAUAAGUGCCGGCCGAGUAAUCGGGAGAGAAUCUCGGUGGUUCCGUUAGACAACAACAACGGCCACGGGUUGAACCGGAAUUCCCUGGCGAGUCCCAACGGUAUUUUCAAGUCUAUUUUUUCGGGUCUGGUGAAGAAGAGCCCCAGUACUAGGCUGUCGGAGGACGGGUCGUCUAGGGAGGAGCAGUGGAAGAUUGCGGUGGCGGAGCUCUCGCACAAGCUUAUUCAGGCCACCCGGAAGAGAGACGAGGCCGUUCUAGAAGCUUCCAGAUUGAAAUACUCCAUGGCUGAGCUUGAGAGGAAACUCAACAAACUCGAAGUUUACUGCCACAAUUUGAAAUCCGGGCUUGAAGUUUGCACCAACAACAAUAACAACAAUAAUAAUAAUUCUCAACACGUCAAUUUCCAGUGCAUUAAAGUCGGCGAUCAAGAGCGGGUAAUCCAGCACUUCUUGGUAGCCGUCUCCGACGCCCGCUCAUCCAUUCGCCUUCUCAGCCGAUCGCUCACUCUUCAGCUCCGCCAAAUCGGCGCCGGAAAAAUCCACGACCGAAUAUCUCAGCUCCUACAACCCUACGACAUCAAAAUCUCGCCGUCCAGAAACUCCCGGGGCGGCCUUCUGUACCUAGAGGCGCUGAUGAGCAGAGCCUUCUUCGAAGACUUCGAGACCGUCGGGUUCCAGAAGAGCUCCUGUAACCCGGUUCUGAACCCACUGGACCGGUGCGCCGCCAACUUCGCCGCGUUCGACCGCCUGCAAGGGCUCAAAUGGGAGGAGGUGUUGAGCAAAGGAACCCGGUUUUUCUCUGAAGAUUUCAGCAAGUUUUGCGACCGGAAAAUGAGCGAGAUUGUGGCCAUGUUAAGCUGGAACCGGGCCUGGCCGGAGCCGCUCUUGCAAGCCUUCUUCAACGCUUCCAAGGCGGUCUGGCUGGUCCACCUCCUCGCCAACUCGGUCCACCCCGGUCUACCCAUAUUCAGAGUCGACAACAAAUCCCGGUUCGACCCGGUUUACAUGGAGGACAAGGGCGGAGACCGGGCUCGGAAACUGGUCCCAACCAUGGUCCGGAUCAUGGUCACCCCAGGUUUCUACAUCUACGACAAUGUCGUCAAGUGCAAGGUCCUCUGCAGGUACAACAACAGCAGCAGCGGGUGCAAUCUUGACGCAGGAGCAGCAGCAAACGACAAUAACAACAUUGUCUUAACACCGUCACCCACGUAGAAACAACAAACGCAGCAUCCUUAAUCCUAGUAAUUACGGUACUUAAUUAGUCAAAUAUUAUUAUGUGACAAAGGGUAGAAAUUUGGAGUUUAGUUGUUUGUUGUAACACAGGGCAUUGCCAUCGGAUUACUCAAUACUCAUCCCAUUCCCCCUUGCAAGAUUUAGUCAAUGGUGAUUUCCUUUUCAGUCU